Messenger RNA from Odocoileus virginianus texanus, 1137 nucleotides. RefSeq names its product coiled-coil domain containing 152 (gene CCDC152). The record is from RefSeq and is a predicted model, not a curated record. NCBI's taxonomy places the organism in Eukaryota, Metazoa, Chordata, Mammalia, Artiodactyla, Cervidae.
GUUGAAUUUGGUGUUGUGGAGGUCAUGAGUCAGUCCUGGCUUCUCAGCAAAUCCAAUCACUGAAUCAGCAGGCUGUGACCUAGUCCGCUGGGCAAGUAGACCAUACCAACUGAAGAGAUCUUGAUCUUGUCCCUCCUGCAUUGGAGGAGAGAGAGAAGUCUAAAGACAAGUAUCUCAUACAUUUAGAUUGUUUUAAUCCUGAUUCUUCUAGACAUCCUUCCACCCUCAAAUUUUAGAUAUGAAUCAAAACAGCGAAGGAUGUAUGAAAAAGAUUAGCAAUGUGAAUCUUGACAAACUUAUAACUGACUUUUCACAGAUAGAAAAGAAAAUUAUAGAAUCCAGUGGGAAGAACAAUAUCCUGAAUAUGCAGUUAGAAAAAGCUAACUGUUUAUUAAGAGUAAUGCAAACAAAAGAGGUCUCAAUGAAACAAGAAUGUGCUACUCUUCAUGAUAUGAUAAAAGGGCUGCAGCAUACCAUUGAAAGUCAACAUAAUUUGAAGGGUGAAAAUGAACAACUAAAAAGAAAUGCUGAUCUUAUGAAAGAAAAGUUUAAAGUGCAUGAACAGGAACAUAGGAGUAAUAUCGCCAAACUUAUGAGUGAAAUGAAAAUCAAAGAGGAGGGACAUAAGAUUGAAAUGACAAAACUUUAUCAAGAUAUGCAGAAUAAAGUCAAAUUAAGCGAAGAAAAGAAUAAAGAACUGAUAGAGAAAAAGGAGUUGGAAAUUUCCGAGUUAAAUGCAAAGUUAAGAACUCAAGAAAGGGAAAAACAAAAUGAAAUGAUCAAACUACAGCUAGAGUUUGAUGCCAAGCUAGCAAGAGUUCAAACUAAAGCAAAGUCAUAUCCAGAUUCUACUGUUUCGCCACACAGUAUCUACAAAAGGAAACUUCAACAUCUUCAGGAAGAAAAAGACAAGGAGAUUGCAGUUCUUCGUAAUACCGUUCAUGAUUUAGAACAACGCCUCUCUGUCAGCAAAGAUUCUCAAGUUAAACUUGUUGGCAAAGAUUCUCACUUUAAGCGUAGACGGUUUUGAGUAGAUUCAUUAGUUGCUAUUUAACUUCUUUAAAAGCAGUUGAAAAUUAAUUUUGAUUGUCAAUAUAUCACACUACCUAAGUAAUAACAACAAUGAAAACAAAAAGC